Messenger RNA from Hevea brasiliensis (rubber tree), 1356 nucleotides. RefSeq names its product novel plant SNARE 11. Gene Ontology annotation, biological process: vesicle fusion; retrograde vesicle-mediated transport, Golgi to endoplasmic reticulum. Gene Ontology annotation, cellular component: late endosome membrane; endoplasmic reticulum membrane; Golgi apparatus. Lineage: Eukaryota; Viridiplantae; Streptophyta; Magnoliopsida; Malpighiales; Euphorbiaceae. Bases 195 to 983 code for a protein of 262 amino acids. The record is from RefSeq and is a predicted model, not a curated record. The transcript is spliced from 11 exons. Gene Ontology annotation, molecular function: SNAP receptor activity; SNARE binding.
UUUCGAAAAUGAUCUGUAUAUUACAAGAAAAUAAAAGCCUUGUUUUUUUGUAAUAUACAUUGGUUUUGUCCAGAUCGGGAGACACUGUAAAUCCUUCGAUUCUAGUCUCCUCGAUCAAUUCCAUAAGUACCUGCAUUGCACGGAUCCGAUAGGGUUUGAGAAGUUUGAGAUAUUUUUAGAGGAAAAUUUCAGAGAUGGAUCCGAUAUCGGCAGUUAGCGAAGAGCUUGGGCAGAUCGACGGACAGAUAACCGACAUUUUUCGAUCUUUAUCAAAUGGGUUUCAGAAAUUGGAGAAGAUCAAGGAUGUCAAUAGGCAGAGUCGGCAGUUGGAAGAGCUUACUGGGAAGAUGAGGGAUUGUAAGAGGCUUAUCAAAGAUUUUGACAGAGAAGUGAAGGAUAUGGAGAGUCGAAAUGACCCAAACACUAAUAGAAUGUUGAAUGAGAAAAAGCAAUCAAUGAUCAAAGAGUUGAAUUCAUAUGUGGCUCUAAAAAAGCAAUAUGCAGCCAAUCUUGAAAACAACAAGAGAGUCGAUCUUUUUGAUGGGCCUGGAGAAGAAUUAAAUGAAGAAAAUGUGUUGUUAGCUUCAGCUAUGUCAAAUCAGCAGUUAAUGGAUCAUGGAAAUCAGAUGAUGGAUGAGACUGAUCAAGCAAUUGACAGGGGUAAAAAGAUUGUUCAAGAGACCAUAGAUGUUGGAACAGAAACAGCAGCAGCUCUUAAGGCUCAGACUGAACAAAUGAGUAGGAUUGUUAAUGAGCUUGACUCUAUCCAUUUCUCAAUUAAGAAAGCUUCUCAGUUGGUGAAGGAAAUCGGUAGGCAGGUUGCAACUGACAAGUGCAUUAUGGCAAUGCUUGUACUUAUUGUCAUUGGGGUCAUAGCAAUCAUUAUUGUGAAGCUUGUAAACCCGAACAACAAGGACAUUCGGGACAUUCCAGGAUUAGCCCCUCCUGCCCAGAGUCGCAGAUUACUUUGGAAUCCUAAUUGAGAAUCAAUGUUAGAAAAGGGCCACAUCAUGAGCUUAUCAGGAUAAUUCACACAAUCUGAGAGUGCUAGACUUCGAUGCUGUUGACAGGAUCCAGCAUUGCCCGACCAUUUUUCGGUGGAGAAACUGGUGUGUUUUUCUCUAAAAAAUUGACUUCCUCAAAUGAUUUGUCUCCAGAUUUAUUGUUAUAGUUCAUUGAAUAGCUUAAAUUGGAAGAGAUCAGCAUGGAUAACCCAGAAUGAAAGAAAGUAUCUCCAACUUAGGGAAACCUAAACAAAAAUUAUGUAUUCCGAGUAUUUUUGGUUCAUACCAUGUAUAAUCCACCAUUGUAUGAUUUUCUUUUACCAGCUUCAUAAUAUUUUUAAUAUUUUUUUUC